This is a messenger RNA of Diplodia corticola, 1212 nucleotides long. RefSeq names its product translation factor pelota. The record is from RefSeq and is a predicted model, not a curated record. Gene Ontology annotation, biological process: nuclear-transcribed mRNA catabolic process, no-go decay; nuclear-transcribed mRNA catabolic process, non-stop decay; nonfunctional rRNA decay. Gene Ontology annotation, cellular component: cytoplasm. The coding region runs from base 1 to 1212 and encodes 403 amino acids. Lineage: Eukaryota; Fungi; Ascomycota; Dothideomycetes; Botryosphaeriales; Botryosphaeriaceae. The transcript has 2 exons.
AUGCGCCUCAUCAAACAGAACAUCGACCGCCGCACCGGCACCGGCACCGCGACGCUGCUGCCCGAAGAACCCGAGGACAUGUGGCACGCGUACAACCUGAUACGACCACUGGACAUGCUGCGCGCCGCGGCGCUGCGCAAAGUUACGAUAACAUCGGGGACGGGCGCCACGACGUCGAAGCGGGUGCAGACGAAUCUGAAGAUCCGGGUGACGAAGACGGACUUCGACGCGGGCAGCAGCCAGCUACACGUGUCGGGCACCGUGGCCGAGGAGAACGAGCAUGUCGGGCUGGGCCAGAGCCACACGCUGGACCUGGAACUGCAGCGGCAGUUCGUGCUGGAGAAGGCCGACGGCUGGGACAGCAUCGCGCUCGACGCGCUGAAAGAGGCCACCGACCCGACCAAGCGCGUCGAUGUUUGGGCCGUCGUCAUGCAGGAGGGCAUGGCCAACAUCUGCCUGAUCACCGAGCACCAGACCAUUCUGCGCCAGCGCGUCGAGACGCCCAUACCGCGGAAGAGGAGGGGCGGGCAGGGCGACCACGACAAGGGCCUGGAAAAGUUUUUCUCCACCGUCCUCUCCACCCUCCUCCGCCAAGUCGACCUCACCGACCCUCGCCCCCUCCUCCUCGCCUCCCCGGGCUUCCUCGCGUCCUCCUUCCAAGCCUACAUCAAGCAGCGCGCCCUCUCCACCGGCAGCAAGCCCUUGCAAGCGCAGGCCAACGCCAUCCUCGUCGCGCACGCCUCGUCCGGCCACGUCCACGCCCUGAACGAGGUCCUCAAGUCGCCCACCGUCCUCGCCCGCCUCAGCGACACCAAGUACGCGCGCGAAACCGCGCUCAUGGACCGCUUCUUCGAACUUCUGCGCCUGGACGACGGCCGCGCGUGGUACGGGCCCCGCGAGGUGGAGAAGGCGGCGGACAAGGGCGCCGUGGGGCGCGGCGGCGGCGUGUUGUUGAUCUCGAACGCCUUGUUUCGGAGCCAGGACAUCGCGACGAGGCGCCGUUGGGUCGGCCUGGUGGAUCGCGUCCGCGAGACCGAGGGCGGCGAGGUGAGAGUGCUGAGUUCGGCGCACGAGAGCGGAAAGAGGUUGGAGGGGUUGGGCAAUAUCGCUGCCAUCUUGACUUUUCCGAUUGAGGAUUUGGAUGAGGAGAUGGAGGCGGAAGAGCAGGAUGGAGGCGCUCCUGUUGGUGCGGAAGGCGAGCAGCAAAUAUGA